AUGAGACAUUUCCGAGCGAUUGCGUAUCGAUAUUUCCGUACAACUGGUACACAACAAUGGUCAUUGAUUGAUCGAUUGUUCCGCAAACUCACCGUGGGGUGUUCCGCCGUCGUUGACGAGAAACAAACACCGUCGCGCCCCAAUGACCCGUCCGUGGCGAUGGGAGUGGCGACGGACAUCGCCCACUCGAGUGUGUACCCGUCC
Molecule: messenger RNA, 204 nt
Organism: Iphiclides podalirius (scarce swallowtail)
Lineage: Eukaryota; Metazoa; Arthropoda; Insecta; Lepidoptera; Papilionidae
Source: the annotation of a GenBank genome assembly